Maylandia zebra (zebra mbuna) is the source of this 5756-nucleotide messenger RNA. It is a transcript of the gene mib1, whose product is annotated as MIB E3 ubiquitin protein ligase 1. Lineage: Eukaryota; Metazoa; Chordata; Actinopteri; Cichliformes; Cichlidae. The record is from RefSeq and is a predicted model, not a curated record. Gene Ontology annotation, molecular function: protein binding; ubiquitin-protein transferase activity; zinc ion binding. Gene Ontology annotation, biological process: endocytosis; protein ubiquitination; Notch signaling pathway. Gene Ontology annotation, cellular component: cytoplasm.
UUCGUGCUUUAUCGUCCAGCUCCGGAGCUAGUUGUUGCUUGUCUGAGCGGUGAUUGACUAUAAUGGCGACGCGAUUAUUCUGAGAGUAGUCUAUGGCACCGUCUCUAAGUGAUAAAGGAUACAUGUCGGAGGGUUUUUUCUGCAUCGCAGACUAUAAUAAUAAGGACAAGCAACAUCGAAAAGGAGCACAUUCACUCCAGCCACAGGGAGCCAGGAGAGCUUUAUCCUGCUAGCUGCGAUAGCUAGCAACUCCGCUCACUAGCCUGCUAAGUUGAAGAGGUGGGAUUCAAGUGUGUGGACUGGAGGAGAGGGACUGGCAGUUUGCUGAGUACUGAGAUCUAUCUGCUCUAGCUGUUGGCUACUUUGGGGUAUUAACUUCCUCACUGCCAGAGGCAACACUUGGACGCCACUGGCUCGAGGUUGAUGCUAGCUUGUUGUAAUAGUUUUUGGGAGAGGAUCCAGAAUCCUUCUUGGGCAGCUAACUACAGCUACACACAGCUAACAGGCUAGCUUUGUGGAUUGUUCCAGUCGCCUUCCUGUUAGGACUUGCUCUCGCUUGCGUUUGGAAACUCUCUACCAGUGCACACAUAGUUGGCUAGCAAAGAGUGCUAGCUUGGUAACUUUUAAGGAUUGUUGUACCUUUGCGACAUCUUUUCUUAAAUGACCACCGGCAGGAAUAACCGAGCCAUGAUGGAAGGAGUUGGAGCAAGAGUGGUUCGCGGACCUGACUGGAAGUGGGGGAAGCAGGAUGGAGGAGAGGGUCAUGUCGGCACCGUUAGGAGUUUUGAAAGUCCAGAGGAGGUGGUGGUUGUCUGGGAUAACGGGACGGCUGCCAACUACCGUUGUUCUGGAGCUUAUGACGUGAGGAUAUUAGACAGUGCUCCAACAGGCAUCAAGCAUGAUGGAACCAUGUGUGACACCUGCCGUCAACAGCCCAUCAUUGGUAUUCGCUGGAAAUGUGCAGAGUGCACCAAUUACGACCUCUGCACAACCUGUUACCAUGGAGACAAACAUCACCUGAGACACCGGUUCUACAGGAUCACCACCCCAGGCAGCGAGAGAGUACUUUUGGAGUCACGUCGCAAGUCAAAGAAAAUCACAGCCAGAGGAAUCUUUGCUGGUGGUCGGGUUGUGAGAGGAGUCGACUGGCAGUGGGAAGACCAGGAUGGAGGGAAUGGGAGGAGAGGAAAGGUAACAGAGAUCCAGGACUGGAGUGCGGCCAGCCCUCACAGCGCUGCCUACGUACUGUGGGACAACGGGGCCAAGAACCUGUACAGAGUUGGCUUUGAGGGAAUGUCGGACCUCAAAUGUGUCCAGGAUGCCAAAGGAGGGACAUUUUACAGAGACCACUGUCCGGUUUUAGGUGAACAGAAUGGCAACAGAAAUCCUGGUGGCCUUCAGAUUGGGGACCUGGUAAACAUUGAUCUGGAUCUCGAGAUUGUACAGUCCCUCCAGCAUGGACACGGAGGGUGGACUGACGGCAUGUUUGAGACGCUCACCACCACCGGCACAGUGUGCGGCAUCGAUGAGGAUCACGACAUUGUGGUUCAGUACCCCAGCGGGAACAGAUGGACGUUCAACCCAGCAGUGCUGACAAAGGCUAACGUAGUGCGCAGUGGCGAAGUCGCAGCUGGUGCAGAGGGAGGCACUUCCCAGUUCCAUGUGGGAGACCUGGUCCAGAUCUGCUACGACAUUGACCGCAUCAAGUUACUACAAAGAGGCCAUGGAGAAUGGGCUGAGGCGAUGCUGCCUACCCUGGGCAAGGUAGGCCGUGUGCAGCAGAUCUACUCUGACAGUGACCUUAAGGUCGAGGUUUGUGGGACAUCUUGGACGUACAACCCUGCUGCCGUCACCAAGAUCGCCCCUUCCGGCUCCGCUGUCAGCAACGCCUCUGGAGAACGCCUGUCUCAGUUAUUGAAGAAACUAUUUGAGACACAAGAGUCUGGGGACAUCAAUGAGGAGCUGGUCAAGGCAGCAGCCAAUGGAGACUUGGCCAAAGUGGAGGACAUUCUUAAGAGACCUGAUGUGGAUGUGAACGGGCAGUGUGCUGGACACACCGCUAUGCAGGCAGCCAGUCAGAACGGUCACGUGGAUGUCCUAAAGCUGCUUCUUAAACACAAUGUGGACCUGGAGGCUGAGGAUAAAGAUGGAGACCGAGCAGUGCACCACGCAGCUUUUGGUGAUGAAGGCUCUGUCAUUGAAGUGCUGCACAGGGGCGGUGCAGACCUGAAUGCCAGGAACAAACGAAGGCAGACUCCAUUACACAUAGCUGUCAACAAGGGCCAUCUACAGGUGGUUAAAACCCUUUUGGACUUCGGCUGCCACCCUAGCCUUCAGGAUUCAGAGGGUGACACACCUCUUCACGAUGCCAUUAGUAAGAAGAGAGAUGAUAUGCUGUCAGUGCUGCUGGAGGCGGGUGCUGACGUCACCAUCACCAACAACAACGGGUUCAAUGCUUUGCAUCACGCCGCCCUGAGAGGAAACCCCAGUGCCAUGCGUGUGCUGUUAUCCAAACUGCCGAGGCCUUGGAUCGUAGACGAGAAGAAGGACGACGGUUAUACUGCACUGCACCUGGCCGCCCUCAACAACCACGUGGAGGUGGCUGAGCUUUUGGUGCACCAGGGCAACGCCAGCUUAGACAUUCAGAAUGUCAACCAGCAGACUGCAUUACACUUGGCAGUGGAGCGCCAGCACACCCAGAUAGUUCGGUUGCUGGUGCGGGCAGAGGCCAAGCUCGACGUGCAGGACAAGGAUGGGGACACGCCGCUUCACGAGGCACUGCGUCACCACACGCUGUCCCAAUUGCGGCAGCUCCAAGAUAUGCAAGAUGUCAGCAAAGUGGAGCCCUGGGAACCUUCCAAGAACACGUUAAUCAUGGGCUUGGGCACCCAGGGGGCAGAGAAGAAGAGCGCAGCAUCCAUCGCCUGCUUCCUGGCAGCUAAUGGAGCAGACUUGACCAUUCGUAACAAAAAGGGCCAGUCCCCUCUAGACCUGUGUCCGGACCCCAGCCUCUGCAAGGCUUUGGCCAAAUGCCACAAAGAAAAGAGCAGCGGCCAGGUGGGCACCCGCAGCCCGUCUCUGAACAGCAACAUCGAGUCACUGGAGGAGUGUAUGGUGUGUUCGGACAUGAAGAGAGACACUCUUUUUGGGCCCUGCGGACACAUCGCCACCUGCUCCCUCUGCUCGCCUCGUGUCAAGAAGUGUCUCAUCUGCAAAGAACAAGUGCAGUCGAGAACUAAGAUCGAGGAGUGUGUAGUCUGCUCCGAUAAAAAGGCAGCGGUGUUAUUCCAGCCCUGUGGCCACAUGUGCGCUUGUGAGAACUGUGCCAGCCUCAUGAAGAAGUGCGUACAGUGCCGGGCUGUGGUGGAACGCCGCACCCCCUUCGUACUUUGCUGUGGAGGGAAAGGUAUGGAGGAUGAUGCCGCUGAUGAUGAUGAUGAUGAUGAUGAUGAUGAUGAUGACCUUACAGGGAGCUCUAACAGUAUGGCAGGGGGAUCCCAGGAUCUUCUCCAGCCCAACAAUCUGGCACUAAGUUGGUCCAGCGGAAACAUCCCAGCCCUGCAGAAAGACAAGGCGAACACCAACGUCAACGCUGACGUGCAGAAGCUACAACAACAGCUCCAAGACAUCAAGGAACAGACCAUGUGUCCGGUGUGCCUGGACCGGCUGAAGAACAUGAUCUUCAUGUGCGGCCACGGAACCUGCCAGCUGUGCGGGGAUCGAAUGAGCGAGUGUCCCAUCUGCCGCAAGGCCAUCGAACGCCGCAUACUCCUCUACUAGACCCGCCGACGAACUCUCUUUGCUUCUCUUAAAGCCCACGCUGAACACGCUCGCCACGCGGCAACCACACCUGCUGCUGCUGCUGCCUCCAUCCUCACAGCCACCCGCGUCAGCCAGGCACAUCUAAUUCUGUCCCACAAACGCUUUCUCAGUGGGUCGAUUGCGUUCAGGUGGAAUUCCUGUUACAAAACAAGGAAAAUCGAUGAAUUGACUGAAGUUAAUUGUGCUGUCCUGUCGCCGUCAGUGCAGCCAGAAAGAAAGACGCCUGUUUCAGAGACUUCAUCCUUUUCCCUCCCACCCCCCAUCUCCCUUUUUUGUGUUGUUUCCAUUUAUUCUCUCAACAUUUCAAACAGUUGUCCCGUCUCGAGUCUGAAGUUCAGAAUCAGAGUUUUGGAUGUGAUCACUUUGGGGGGUAUCAGCUGAGUGAGAAGCGUGGAGGCGACGAAGGCGGCCUGUUACCGUUUGAUAUAAAGUUCUCAUUCAUCUGUUUGCAGUCCAGUGCCCACUGCAGGCAGAUUUUAUUGUAUUUGUAAACCUUUUUUCAAGUGUAUUUGUAUUGGAAGCUCCUUCGUUUAUCACGACAGUAUGGCAGUAUGGUUGCAGCUUUGGCUAUUGCAACGCUCUGCUCACCGACUGUCCCUGCUCUUAAAAACCAAAUGUUGGCAGUUUUUGCACUACAAAAAGCAGGGUUUAAAUACUCCGGCCCCCACCCCACGCUGACUCCAGGGGGAACCCUUGGAGCUCAGUGACAAAACGCAGAUAUAGUAGUGUAACUGCCAGGUAGCGUGCUACACCCCGUACUUUGUUUACUGAGCUGAGUAACGACAGCAGUGUUGCAGCACCCUAUCGGCUGCAGAUUUAAGAACUGCCGUGUAGGGAUUCAAGACAAACACAACUCUUUUGACUUCUGUCCACUGACACCCCCCCACCUCUCUUGUUGUAAUUGUUUGUUCCACACACAAACUCACAUGAGGCAAACAUUUCUGUAACAGGAGAAUCUUGUCGCAAGUUAGUGUUAAAGUGUUUUGAGACUUGUUGGUAUUGUCUAACAAACAAAAAAUAUAUGUAUAUAUAAAUAUAUACAGUUUACUGAAUUGCUAAUUUAUCGGUGAUGACAUCGUGCCAUUUGCUUCCAAAAAACAAAACUUGUGAACGAACGUUGGGGGGGUAAGGUGCUCUUUGUGUUACUAUUUUUUUAAUUUAAGCGUAUUUCCUUUUCUCAAAGUCUACCUAGUACAAUCUAUUACAACACUAAGAUGAAAAUAUAGAGUAAAUUAUUUUGCAUCGCUGCCCAAACAAUAGGACUUGUAGGUGUCACUGCCUUCCUACGAUGUAGCCUCAAAGUCUCUCAAACAUUCUGCUCCAAUCUUUGUGUUUUCCCCCAUUUUUUUGACAGUAGCUUUCUAGAAAUCAUCAGUAGAAGCUUUUUAUUUUUUUGUGGCAGUUUUAAGGCAAACCUGUUCGUUUGCAAAACAAAACAAAAAAAAACUUUUUUGACAUAAAGUGUCUGUUUUUUGUGUUGUUAUUUGAGAGGAAAGAUAAACUUGCCUUACCUCUUUUAAAAAGCAGUUGCCCGUGCGGCGACUCAGCAAAGCGACUAACUAACUGCUUGGGAAUUUGCAACCACGUGCAAGCUAAAUUUUUUUGCCUUUUAAGCAACUUUAGUACAGUUUUGUUUCUUUCCUGGUCACGACUCUAUAAGCUAGAAGCACUAAUACGCUUUAUGGUAGUAUUUUUUGUUAUGGUUGUGUUUGAACAAAAAGCCCAUUUGUUCUUUAUUUUCAGUACCUGUAACUGUCCUUGUUAGACUUGUAGACGGUAGUAUUUUCUUUGGCAUGAAUGUUUGACAUAUGCAGUACGACCUGUGUCAAUAAAAGAAAACGUUCAGUCUGUAUUGCGAAUAAGUGCUUUUAAAAAAAAAAAAAACAACAAAAACAACCAUAUAGCUGAAAUAAAGGCCUCCGUGAACCAAGAGA